GUGUAUACACAAGUAGCAAUACAAACAGGAGAUGCAGCCUUGAUAAGGAAAUUAAGGGAAAGGGUGCAACUCAAAUAAACCAAGAGAGAUGUUCCAGCGGACCAGUGCGCCUCUCUCUCUCUCUCUUCAGCUCUCAAAAACUCUCUUGCUGUGUCUUACACAAACAGAGACGGACAUGAAAGUGAAGGGAUAGCUGCAGAAGCACAUCAUUUUUGAUAUUCUGGAAAAAACGGAAGGGCGUUCCUUGGAUUUUCUCAUCAGAACUGCAUGCAGGACUAAACACAACCCGUCAAAGCUCACAUGAGUUAUUUCUCUUUCUCUGAGGUCACGGUGGACUUUUGGAUCAAAGCAUCAGACUCAGUUCGUCUCUUUUAGAUCUGAAGGACAAACCCUGCACACAAGACAAUUGCAGGGUUACGGUGCAGUGAGAACACCCACAGGUGGUUCGGAGAUUGUGAUUUGGUUGUGCAAGUUAUGCGCUCCUGUGGUCGACAAGUGAGGCCGAGCAUCCAGAGACAUUCAGAAUGCAGAUACACAGGGGUUUGUUGACUGCACAGUGAGACGAAGAGACAAGGACGGGAACGUAAGGACGAAAGCAAAUAAGCACUUAAUCUCAUCGGAUCCUUGUUUUUAUUUAAUAUGAGGAAGGAGCUUUUUUUCUUAAGUACAACACAGAAAUUACAACCUGUUUUGGCGAGGUAAUUCUACUGAAUAUCAGUUUCUUUUAAAUCACGGACACCUCUGAAAGACCAAUGAAGGAGCCGGACCAAACCAAAGAUAACCCCCUGACCUGGGAUUUGGACCAAUCCUGGAGUUCCUUCCUAAAACCUGCUGCACAUCUUUGCCUCAACACCUUGGACUUCUCGGACCUCUGGGAUGAAGAAGACAGUACAGAGGACGAGGGGACCAGUUCAUCCAAUGGAUCAUCAACGUGUCUCCAAGCCCCUCCAGCACCCCCUCCUCUUCCUCCACCUCCUCCAUCUUUGCCCUCGGCCUCCGAUACAGGUGCGGCUAUCAAAUGUCGAACAUUGAAGCUCCACUGGAGGGAACUGCAGAGUUUAGCUCCCCUUCCCAGGAUGACCCGUUUCGGGGCUCAGACUAUUUGGGCCAGACUUGAACCAGUCCAUCUGGAUACAAACCGGCUGGAGUACCUGUUUGAAUCUAAAGGCAGUAGCACCACUUUUAAUGUGGCCUCUGGGAAGCAGAAGCAGCCAUCAGUCUCAGUAUUGGGGAUGAAGCGGAGCAACAUCGUAACCAUCGCUCUUAGCAGCCUGCCCCCUCCCCGCCUCCUCCCCCCUGCUAUCUACAGCAUGGACAGCAGCGUGCUGGACAGAGAGGACGUCCAGCGACUUAAAGCGUUAAUCCCAACAGAGGAGGAACUGUGUCUGAUCAAGGAGGCUAAAGCCCAGAACCCGCACUCCUCUCUGGCCUCAGCAGAGCUCUGCCUGCUCACUUUGGGGGAAAUCCCACAUCUGAACUCCAGGCUUCAGCUGUGGGCCUUCGCUCUGGACUACGACUCCUUAGAGAGGGAAAUUGCCGAGCCUCUCUUCCAUCUGAAGCUGGCCAUGGAGCAACUCGCAGCCAGCCAGACCUUUAGAUGUAUUCUAGCAACUGUGUUAGCCAUCGGCAACUUUCUGAAUGGAUGUAAGGCCCGGGGUUUUGAGCUGAGUUACCUGGGGAAGCUGUCCCAGGUGAGGGAUACACACACUCGCCAGCCCCUGCUGCAUCACGUCUGUGUGCUGCUGCUGCAGCUCUACCCGCAGUCCACUGACCUCUACUCUGACAUCACUGCUGUUACUAAAGCUGGCAAGUUUGACUACUCUUUAGUCCAGUCCAACUUCACCCAGCUGGAGGGCCUGUGCAAAGCAUCAUGGGAGCAGUUAAAGAUUUUGGACAAGGCAGAGGAGAAGAGGAAAGGAGGAAAGGUGGAGAAAAAGAAAGGAGGAGGAAAUGUGGCCCUGGAGGGCCCGCUUCGUCACAGGCUGCCACAGAUUUUGAAAGAGUGCGAGGAGAGGCUGAAGGUGCUGAGAGCCGUCCAUCGGCGGGUUGUCAACAGGUUCCACUCUUUCCUCUUAUUCCUCGGCUACUCCCGCGCUAUGGUGAGGGACACCAAAGCGGAGGACUUCUGUAAAACCAUCAGUAACUUUUCGUUGGAGUAUAGGACGAUGCAGCAGGCCGUCCUGCAGCAGAAAGAGAGGGAACGACAGAGGAGUGGAGCAGAAAGCCCAGGCCCGAACACUCCAGCAGCCCGCAGGAAACGACAGCAAACGUCAACGCAGGAAAAUGAGGAGCAGUGCAGGCUGGAGGAAGUGCUGACAACACCUGAGUCCACCCCGAGACUGGACGUCACGCUGCCUCGCAACCGCAGGAGGAUGGCUGACAUCCAGGGUACUUUAUAUUCUCCAUUUUUCUGUAUUUCUUGAUAAGAUGUGUCACACUGAACCCAUAUUUUUUCACCCCUCAGGUCCAUUCUCACGGAAAAUAAAGUGGUGAACCUGCUGAUAUUCUUUCAAACGCCGUUCAGUCACUGGUGUGUUGGAACAAAAGUGUUUGUGGUUGUUAUUUAUGACAUUUUUGUUAAAGGUAGAGAUGUUCUGAUACCUUUUUUUCCUUCCUGACAGCGAUUCCAAUACUUGAAUUUGCAGCUCAGUUAACUCGGUGUGGAUGUGAAAUGAUUUCUUACGUAGUUGCAUGGCAUGGCUCAAGUUAAACCCAAAACUGGCGGGACUCCAGUGUCAAAUAUUGUCAAAUAUCUGACAUUUUGCCAAUGGCUAAUGCUACGUAUUAUGUCUAUUUAGCCGAAAUCAGUUCUUCUUUGCCACUCUAUAACAACUGCUGUUUUUACUGGGUGUGAAACUACUUUAAAGUUUAUUAAAUAAUUACGCGGUAGCUUUUCUAUCGGUGCACAGACUUGCCAUUAUCCAGUCCAACAUUUUAGACUGUAUUGGCGGCAUUUUCACUACUGGUGUUGGAACAACUCUCGUUAAAGUCACUUUUUUUUUUAGCACAAUGACAUUUAGUAGGAAGAAAAUGGACAGUUGCAUGACAAUUCAC
This is a messenger RNA of Plectropomus leopardus (leopard coralgrouper), 3054 nucleotides long. The record is from RefSeq and is a predicted model, not a curated record. Lineage: Eukaryota; Metazoa; Chordata; Actinopteri; Perciformes; Serranidae.